Cottoperca gobio is the source of this 1603-nucleotide messenger RNA. Its product is annotated as cytosolic 5'-nucleotidase 1A-like. Gene Ontology annotation, molecular function: 5'-nucleotidase activity; nucleotide binding; magnesium ion binding. The transcript has 7 exons. Gene Ontology annotation, biological process: nucleotide metabolic process; adenosine metabolic process. NCBI's taxonomy places the organism in Eukaryota, Metazoa, Chordata, Actinopteri, Perciformes, Bovichtidae. The coding region runs from base 121 to 894 and encodes 257 amino acids. Gene Ontology annotation, cellular component: cytosol; cytoplasm. The record is from RefSeq and is a predicted model, not a curated record.
ACGUUCAUGAUCACGUUGAGCUCUUAAAGCGAACGUCGGGUGUUUUGAGGCAGGCGGAACCCUGAACGCACAGCUCUCUGUUUCUGGAGGGACUUUGAAGGCUUCAGCUGACAGGCGGCCAUGGUCUCCACGAUCCAGAACACCGACGUGAAGCAGAAAGAUUCUGCUCGUGCAGUGGUUGUGGCGGUAUCGUCUCGUGCAGUGUUUGGCUCUGGAGCUGGUGAUGGCUUGUACGGAAUGGGCGUGGCUUUCCCGCUGCUGCAGGCGCUGCAGAGAGUGAACGAGCGUCUGCUGGAGGAAAAUCCUGCAGAGUCGCUGCUGUUUGAUGUCGUCCUUAUCACCACCGACAGUCAGCAACAGCAGCAGAGCUCCAGCAUCAUCAGCAGCACCAGACAUUACGGUCUUGAAGUUAGCAGGUUCUGUUUUUCCAGCGAGGAGGAUUUCAUCGAGAGUUUAAUAAAGAAUAACGUGCAGCUCUUCCUGUCGACUGACAGAAACGAGGCGCCGCAGGCAUCACAGAAAGGUGUUCUCUCGGCGCUGCUGGACCGGCAUGUAGCUCCGUCAGAGCAGCUCAGAGUAAUGUUCUGCGGGGACGCCGUCGUCCAGCCCGACACCGGCCCAAUGCCGGCGAGCCGACAGGCCGCUCAGAGUUUCUCGGCUCAGCUCGGCGAGAUGAGGCGGAGGUUCGGCAUGUUGGACAGCCCUCUCAGCAUCGUCUUGGUGACGUCACGUGGCGGCAGGGAAAGCUGCGGCGGCGCCCUGCGGACGCUGCGAUCCCACGGCCUCAGCGUGGACGAGGCGUACUGCCUGGCCGGGGCCCCGCGGAGCCCCAUCCUGUCCGUGAUCCGACCUCACUUCCUGCUCAGCGACAGCUUCAGUUGCCUGGAGGACUGAUGACAUCAUGAGGAGGAUGUACUGUCACUUGACUUUAAAAAAAAUAAUACUUCACUGUCUUUUUGAAACAAGCUGCUAACAUUUGCUCAGCUUGUUUCUGUGAGAACUUAAGAUCCAGACAUCUGAGGACUAAAAUCCUUCAUCCGGUUAAAAUAUAGAGUCAAAAUCAACCAAGCUUCUGGCAGAGAAUGUGUGGCCUUUAGAGGGUGGCCAAAUGAAACGCACCCUUUCCUUGAUUAAAAUGACAUAUUUCACUAAGCUUGAAAAUUGUUGGAAAGAUUUGGGAUGAUAUAAGUUCACAACUCAACAAUGCAGAGACGUAAUAUAAUAUACAUUUAAUGCUGAGAAGAAAAUGCAAGUUUUUUAUAUUCUACACUAAAUUGAUUGUGUUUGACCUUUGACCCUUAAUGCUGGUACUGCUGAGCAGAAGCUUCAUCAGUUUUAUAACUUGUACGUAUGUUGUUGAUUUAGAAACUUUCAGUUGUUUGUCUGUUGCUUGCAGCUGUCUGUAUUUUGUCCGUCACUUAUCAGCUCAGCCUCCUGUGUGUUAAAACUGAUAUUACUAUUACGGAGCAUCUGAAGUCCUGAAAGAUGAUGUAUCUUGUUACAUUAAAACAUCUUAUGACUAGUGGUAUACCUGUGGUCUUAUUGAUGUAUAGAUAUGUACUAUUUUCACAUAUAAAAUAUUAAAAAGAAAAGGGGCAAUGCA